Scomber japonicus (chub mackerel) is the source of this 1389-nucleotide messenger RNA. Its product is annotated as paired box protein Pax-6. Gene Ontology annotation, molecular function: RNA polymerase II cis-regulatory region sequence-specific DNA binding; DNA-binding transcription factor activity, RNA polymerase II-specific. Gene Ontology annotation, biological process: regulation of transcription by RNA polymerase II; anatomical structure development. Lineage: Eukaryota; Metazoa; Chordata; Actinopteri; Scombriformes; Scombridae. The record is from RefSeq and is a predicted model, not a curated record. The transcript is spliced from 13 exons. Bases 1 to 1389 code for a protein of 462 amino acids.
AUGCCCCAAAAAGAAUACCACAAUCAAGCCACGUGGGAGUCUGGCGUAGCCUCAAUGAUGCAGAACAAGGUGUAUGACAUCUGUGAUGAAGGUCACAGUGGCGUAAACCAGCUUGGUGGUGUGUUUGUUAAUGGUAGACCGCUGCCGGAUUCCACCAGGCAGAAAAUAGUUGAACUUGCUCACAGUGGUGCUCGACCCUGCGACAUCUCCAGGAUACUGCAGACCCAUGAUGAAGUCCAAGUGCUGGACAGUGAAAAGGUAUCCAACGGCUGUGUGAGCAAGAUCUUGGGCAGAUAUUAUGAAACGGGCUCCAUAAGACCGAGAGCGAUAGGCGGCAGCAAGCCCAGGGUCGCCACUCCAGAGGUGGUCGCGAAAAUCGCGCAGUACAAGCGGGAGUGUCCGUCUAUCUUCGCGUGGGAGAUCCGUGACAGACUUCUGUCGGAGGGGAUCUGCACCAACGACAAUAUACCCAGUGUAAGUGUAUUGACUGUGUCAUCGAUAAACAGAGUCCUUCGCAACCUGGCUAGUGAAAAGCAACAGAUGGGCGCAGAUGGCAUGUAUGACAAGCUGAGAAUGCUCAACGGUCAGACAGGAACUUGGGGGACCCGGCCCGGCUGGUACCCCGGAACAUCAGUGCCAGGGCAGCCCAACCAAGAUGGUUGCCAGCAACAAGACGGUGCAGGAGAAAACACAAACUCAAUCAGCUCAAACGGCGAGGACUCAGAGGAGACACAGAUGCGGCUGCAGCUAAAGAGAAAGCUGCAGAGAAAUCGCACGUCCUUCACACAGGAGCAAAUUGAAGCACUGGAAAAAGAAUUUGAAAGAACCCAUUAUCCAGAUGUGUUUGCACGAGAGAGACUAGCAGCAAAAAUCGACCUGCCCGAAGCAAGAAUACAAGUAUGGUUCUCAAACAGAAGAGCAAAGUGGAGGCGAGAGGAGAAGCUGCGGAACCAGCGCCGGCAGGCCAACAACUCCUCCAGUCACAUUCCCAUCAGCAGCAGCUUCAGCACCAGUGUCUACCAGGCCAUCCCACAGCCCACCACACCGGUGUCUUUCACCUCGGGGUCAAUGCUGGGUAGACCUGACUCAGCACUCACAAACACCUACAGUGCGCUGCCCCCCAUGCCCAGCUUCACCAUGGCAAACAAUCUACCUAUGCAACCCAGCCAGACCUCCUCUUAUUCCUGCAUGCUGCCUACCAGUCCGCCUGUGAACGGGCGGAGCUACGACACAUACACGCCCCCUCAUAUGCAGGCACAUAUGAACAGCCAAUCAAUGACCACUUCUGGUACCACCUCAACAGGACUCAUCUCUCCUGGAGUGUCUGUCCCUGUCCAAGUCCCAGGGAGCGAGCCUGACAUGUCUCAGUAUUGGUCAAGACUACAGUAG